This is a messenger RNA of Tachyglossus aculeatus (Australian echidna), 378 nucleotides long. Its product is annotated as ephexin-1-like. The record is from RefSeq and is a predicted model, not a curated record. The transcript has 3 exons. NCBI's taxonomy places the organism in Eukaryota, Metazoa, Chordata, Mammalia, Monotremata, Tachyglossidae. Bases 1 to 378 code for a protein of 125 amino acids.
AUGGAGACCAAGAAAUCUGAAGAGCUGGAAAGGCCUUGGAGGAAGACAGUAAGUAGUCCUUGGAAGGGCAAAGAUCUAAGAACUAUUCCAUUGCCAGAGAUGUUCUCUGAAGAUGAAGAGACAGAGAGUUCGGAGCUAGCAACCCAAGAAAACAAGUCGGAAAGAUGCUCCAUUCCCAUCCGAAGGGAUUCCAUGUACUGUCACACCAUGAGACUUAGAAGACAAAACAAGAAUUACCACCAAGUUUCAGAUUCACCUGGAAAAGGGAAUCCUACAAAUGACCUUCUGAGCUUAGUGUUACCAGGCCAUAGGAAGCCACCUCUCACAGCAGCCCUGGCUGCAGAAGCUCCAAAAGCCCAAAGUGUCCAGAGACCAUGA